AUGAAGCUGCUACCCGUGAUUCUCUUGGUCUGGAUCCACAUCAAGUCGGCCAAUUCCUUACCAAUUGAGGAAACUCCUGGCUUUACCCCAUGGCCAAUUGAGAAACGAGGAGUCAUUGCCGAAGACGUCUUUUCUAAUGCCCAGUUUGGUGCCAAAUUCGGCGUCCAAGACGAUACGUGCAGAGGACAUUUGCCGAAACCAGGUUGUUGGACCAUGAUGGAUGCUACUGUUGAUAAAUUCCUUGCAAACCGAGCCGCAAAGACCAAGGACUGCACAGUACCAUGUCUCUUUUACACCUCCGGACUAUCAGGUGCAGCAGAAAGAGAAGGCAACUUUGUAUUGAGGGCAGCCCUGGGUGCAGCUGCUACUGAAGGACCUCGCAAAUAUCAGACGAUUUGGGACUUGCAUGAUAAAAAGUUUUAUCCAAAUCCAAAGAAUUGGGAAGAGACUCCGGAAGCUAGAUGCAUCUAUGAGGAUGCGUUGAAAACAGAUAUGGGUAACAAGAUCAACGGAUGUCAACGAUUAUACUUCAUGGCCAUGUCAAAGGCCAUGGCAAUGGAAUGUACUGGAGAAGUCUUUGUGAUGACUACUGCCGAUUUGCAGCAGGAAAAGAACGUGCCAGAAAAUGGUAUCUGGUGGGAGACUGAAUUUCCGACCUUGAUUGACGGUAACCGACCACAGGACAAGAAAGUCACAAAAGUGCCUGAGCUCACCGAAGAAGAGUACAAAGCCCUUACUCCUGAACAAAGAAGUGUACCCCCCGAGAUCGUGCACGAGGCAGAGUAUUGGCCCACUGGACACGGUGCUACUCAAUUAAAUGGAAAGAAGACCACACGGGCGACGAGCGGGCUCGAGGUCACUCAAUCUCAUUCCAGCUCCAUUCAAGACAAUGUCUCCGCUACUUCGAACCAAUCGCCAGACAUGCUCUACGAAGAGAUUGCCAAGAGAGCGGAUCGCGAAGACGGUGAGAUUUUGGAACCCGAAGAUGAAGACUAUCCAUACCCCUAUUCUAUUGACAACAUGGUGGAGUUCUAUGGGGGCAUCAAAUGGUAA
This is a messenger RNA of Parastagonospora nodorum SN15, 1053 nucleotides long. RefSeq lists its product as hypothetical. The record is from RefSeq and is a predicted model, not a curated record. The transcript has 4 exons. NCBI's taxonomy places the organism in Eukaryota, Fungi, Ascomycota, Dothideomycetes, Pleosporales, Phaeosphaeriaceae. Bases 1 to 1053 code for a protein of 350 amino acids.